Molecule: messenger RNA, 6119 nt
Organism: Ruditapes philippinarum (Manila clam)
Lineage: Eukaryota; Metazoa; Mollusca; Bivalvia; Venerida; Veneridae
Product: proto-oncogene vav-like
Exons: 25
Coding region: 128-2845 (905 amino acids)
Biological process (GO): regulation of GTPase activity; cell migration; intracellular signal transduction
Cellular component (GO): cytoplasm
Molecular function (GO): protein binding; guanyl-nucleotide exchange factor activity
Source: RefSeq, a predicted model, not a curated record
UUGUUCAAAAAGAAGGUAAAAGUGGACAGUAUUUAAUUUAUUCAAAGUUUCUCAAUAUACAAUCGGGAUUUCAAAGAAAUAGUUUCGUAUGUGAUAGCUCUGCAGACUUGAGGGAAAGAUCGGAAAUAUGGCGGCCGACGAAUGGAGAUUAUGUGUGAAUUGGCUAGUUCAGUGUAAAAUUUUGCCCGAUGAUCAUCGGGCUACACACCCAGAGGCACAAGCUUUUGAUCUAGCACAGGCUUUAAGAGACGGGGUCUUGCUUUGUCAUCUUUUGAAUGCCAUAAAACCAUAUUGUGUUGACGCAAAAGAUUUCAGUCCUCGGCCUCAACUGUCGCAGUUUCUGUGUUUGAAGAAUAUUCGUACAUUUCUCGUGACAUGUGAGAAGGAAUUCAAGAUAGAAAGUAGAGACUUAUUUGAGCCUCCUGAUUUGUUUGAUGUGAAAAAUUUCCGAAAGGUAUUACACACUCUUUCAAAACUCUCAAAGACAGAUUUAGCUCUGAAGAAAGGGGUCAGAGGAUUCCCACAACACAAUGAUAAUGAGGAACCAGAAGAAGAUAUCUAUGGCAACCUCUCAGAUAUGGCCAUUGACCAUGACAUUGAAGAUAAUGAAGAUUUGUAUGAUUCUGUGUACCAGGAAGGGGGAGAUGAUGAGAUAUAUGAGGACCUAUGCUCAACUAAACGCACGAGACAUAAACAAUCUAGGGUCAGCACAAGUAGUGUAUCUGAGUUACCACCACCAACAACAAAGAGAGAUUAUUGUAUUAAAGAGAUGGUUGAUACAGAGAGAAAUUAUGUUGAUGCCCUCAGAAUGAUAGUCAUGCAAUUUAUCAAGCCUAUGAAAUCAGUGAUAUCCCACACAGACAAGGAGAUCAUUUUCUCACAAAUCGAGACUAUGUUAGAGGUACAUACAGGUUUUCAUGCAGAAUUACACCGAGCUUGUACCACAGAUAAACCAAAAAUACACGAGGUAUUCGUUAAAUGGAAGCCCAAGUUACUUAUUUAUGGAGACUAUUGUUCAAAUUUACCAAAAGCUCAAGAACACAUAGAGGAAUUGACAAAGAAAAAUGAACAAGUCAAAGAAAAAAUAGAGGAAUGUGAGAGGGAUGCUAAUGAAGCCAGAUUCCGCCUGCGAGAUUUGUUACACGUGCCCAUGCAGCGAGUUCUAAAAUAUCAUCUCUUGUUAAGAGAGUUAAUAAAGAAUACAGAUCGGGCUGUCAAUGAUGUAUCAUCACUACAGAUAGCACUUGAAGCCAUGCAGGAUCUCUCUCUUUAUGUAAAUGAAGUGAAGCGUGACAACGAGGUUUUGCAACUCAUACAAGAUAUACAAAAUAGUAUUACAGAUUUACAAAUGCCACAGAAUACGUCAUUACGUGAUUAUGGGAAGUUACAGAAGGAUGGUGAACUGAAGGUGCGGUCACAUGUAGAUAAUAAAGUUAGACAAAGAUACAUUUUCCUGUUUGACAAGGUGAUGUUAAUGGGAAAAUCAAAGAUAGUGGACAAGUUUCUCUGGGGAGAAACAUACAGUUUUAAAGAAGCAAUAGUUUUAGCAGAAUACAAGGUGGAUGGUUCUUCAGCUGUGAAAGAUGGAAAUAGGCGACCUGACAAGUGGAAUUGCUCGUUCCAAAUUGUAAAGCAAGACAAUUCAAUGGCAUACACCUUCUUCGCAAAAACUGAGGAAAUUAAAAACAAAUGGAUAGAGGCAAUCAAUCUUGCAUUGGAUAAUACACAGCCAGCAGCAGGCAAGAAUUUUAUAAUGACAACAUUUAGUGAACCCAAGGUCUGUGAUAUUUGUGGAAAGCUCCUUCGUGGUGUCUUCUUUCAGGGGUAUAAAUGCCCAGUCACUGGUAUGUGUGUACAUAAAGAAUGUAUUGGUAAAAAGAAGCAAGAACAGACACCCCCUGUUACCCCACAUAGAAGAGAAAAAUACAAGGCCAAAGUAGAAUAUGUAGGAGAACCAAAUCCUCGGCCACGGAAAGCACUAUUGUUCAAAGUCAACGCGAUUAUAGAAGUUACACAGAAAGAACAUGAUUGGUGGAGAGGAAAAUGUGAUGAUCAAGACGGCUGGUUCCCGUCUCAAUUUGUAGAGGAAGUAAGACAGUACAACAAACAGUCAAAGCGAGCCCGACGACCCGCCAUGCCAGAUUCAGGAUACAUACCAGUUGUUAUACAACGUGGGACAAAUAAAGUCAAAUUCGGUUCUGUUAACACAACUUUGAGUAAAGACAUAAAUAGGUCAGAUUGUUUAGAACAAAUGGAUUGGUACGUAGGUCCUUUAGCACGUGAUCAAGCUGGUGAAAGGAUGAAAAAAUUGCCAGAUGGUACAUACUUAGUUAGAGAUAGUGAAAACCCCCAGCGUAAAGGCAAUCCUGCUCUCAGUAUAAAGUUUUCAGGAACAGUUCGACACAUAAAGAUAGAAAAGAAUUCAGAGAACAUGUAUUAUAUGGCUGACACCAGGUUCUUUCAUUCAUUGCCAGAGUUAAUAGAGUUUUACCAGAAGAAUUCAUUAUCGGACAGUUUCCCUGAAGUUCAGACUAACCUUCUAUAUCCAUAUAAAUCUGUCGCUUCCAAUCCACAAGCCACCAAUGGCAUAACAUCACCACUCAGAGUUGCACUCCCACCAAAGCCUGAGAAUUCUACUGCGGGUCAGCGUAUAAUGAGUUAUGCGACAGCUGUAUAUGACUACGCAGCGACGGCAACAACACAGAUCAACUUGAAGGCCGGAGACCGUAUAGCGGUGCUCAGUAAAACAGGAAGUGAUAAGGGAUGGUGGAAAGGAGAACACCUGGCCACGCAUAAAGUCGGCUAUUUCCCAUUUGCCUAUGUGAGAGAAGAGGACGAAGAAUGAAGCAACCCACCUUGAUAAACUCGAGUCCCUAGACAAAAACAUGGAAUACUUCAGAGAUGGUUUACCAAAUGUUAUAACAUGAAUACUUCAGAGAUGAUUUACCAAGUGUUAUAACAUUCAGAGAUAAUUCAUUAAGUGAUAUAACAUGACUACUUCAGAGAUGGAUUAUCACAUGUUAUAACAUGAAUACUUUACCAAGUGUUAUAACAUGACUUUAUCCAAUUUUGCGGCCAUACAUUAAACUUUUAUUAUUUCAUGAUAAAUGUAGAACAUUGUUUGACAAAGUGACUCACUAAACUCUCUGUCAAUAUCAACUUCAUAUUUGAACAAGUUUUAUUAUAUAAAUGUCCAGCAGUUAUAUGGCUGUACACAUAGAUCAAAGUUUUUAUGAAAACAAUGUUGCAUAUACUACAGUCACUACAGACAGAUAUUAUCAUAAGCUAUAUAUACUUGCUUUCUUCAUAUAGACAAAUUUGCCUUAUAAAAUAUUUUUCAUUUUGAAAGAGUAGCAUGUUAAAAAGCUUCCAACUUCAAACAAGGUGUAGCCUACAGUUGUAUGGACUAAGGGUUUGAUUGGAUUUAUUAUUAUUAUCAUGUUAAAAUAAUAGAGAUAAGAAGAAAGUAGAGUGAUGUUUGCUUAUUUAAUAUAAAUGGCACAGAUAAAGAAGUAAUCUGGGUUUUGUUUUGAAAAUGAAGUGUGUUAUGCGAAUACCUCAGUUAUUUUUUCAGCUUAUUCCAUUUUGACAUUCUUUAUUAACCCGUAAUCAGCUGAAUGUCUUAAAUGGACUUGUCCAUCUUUGAAUUAGGAACAGUUCAUUUAAUGUUUUAAGGGAUUUCAGAAUCAAAAUAUAAAAAUCAGGGUUUUUUUCCAGGAUUUUGGGAACAUGACCCAUACCCAUGGAAUUGGUAAUUUCAGCAAUGUUUUGUUAAAAAAAUGGGGGGAAAAUGCACAACUUAAAUUUUGCAAUCAUUAAAUGAAUGUAAAGAAUCACUGUGUAGGAUGACAUCUUCAAAUAUUUAAUCACCUUCACAGUGAAGAAGCCCUUAUUUUCAAAGAUUUUAGAAUUUCUUAUUCAAUAUUUCUGUUUUGUAACUUCAAAGUGGGAAUUUUUUCCUGUGGAUUGGGAAAAUAAUAUACUUUUUUCAAUUGGGAAUAUGACCGAAUAUAGGCUAUAAGAUAAACCCUGAAAAUCAGGGUCAGACUGCAUGGAUGUGUCGGCUGAUUUGGUUGUUUACUGGUUGUAAAGGCAUGGGUUAAAGGUUAUGGGUUAAAAAUGGUUCGCUAGAGAAAAGUAUCCUAGAUAUUAGUAUGUUAAAGAAAUAUAUUUUGUCUUUUUAAAUUGAAAUAUCAUCAGUCUGAAUGGUGUUAAUCAUCUAAUUAACACUGGUUUGGAGUUUCGAUGUGUAGGAUUUGACCACAAAGGCUGGUUAAUUUUUUUGCAUCAAAAGUACAAAACCGAUGUUUAAAAUAGCCAAUAAACACCACUCAGACAUUUAUUAUUUCGAUUCUAACAAGACAAAUUUAGUGAGAUCACUAAUUCUAUUUUUUCAAGCCAAGAUUACUUCCACUGCCGAUUUUCAUAUAACGCUGUUCUUUUUCACACCCUUCUGUUGCUAAGGUAUAAAUAUUAUUGAACAAAAGAAACAAUAAAAAGAAGUUUCACCUUAUUAUUCAAGAAUUUUUUUCAUAUGACUGACUGGAUUGUAUGGUGUUAACAUCGGUGCUCUAUUAAUCAUUAUUCUGGUGCCUCCAUGAAUGAGUUGCGUUAUAGGUUAAUGUCAUUGUGUUGCUUACAAAGUGGCGCAGACUUUUGUUAUAUAAAAUAAGUUGAAAUCUGUGGCGUUCAUGUAUGCGAGAUGUUAUUUUAGCUUCAUAUGAAAAGAAAUCAUCAUAAGAACAGAAAAGAUCAAUAAUAUUGUCUUAUUGCUGUUCAUUUCUUUUUUUCUUGAAAUACCAUUGUCUACUUUGAUAAAAGAAAACAUAACAAAGAUAUAAGGUAUUUAAUAUUGGACUAUAUAUAUUUCAUUGUUACAUAUGUAAUAUUGGACUAUAUAUUUUUCAUUGUUACAUAUAUAUAUGUCAUUGUUACACAUGUAAUAUUGGACUAUAUAUAUGUCAUUGUUACACAUGUAAUAUUGGACUAUAUAUAUGUCAUUGUUACACAUGUAAUAUUGGACUAUAUAUAUAUAUAUAUGUCAUUGUUACAUAUGUAUUAUUGGACUGUAUAUAUGUCAUUGUUACACAUGUAAUAUUGGACUGUAUAUAUGUCAUUGUUACAAAUGUAAUAUUGGACUGUAUAUGUCAUUGUUACACAUGUAAUAUUGGACUGUAUAUGUCAUUGUUACACAUGUAAUAUUGGACUGUAUAUAUGUCAUUAUUACACAUGUAAUAUUGGACUGUAUAUAUGUCAUUGUUACACAUGUAAUAUUGGACUAUAUAUAUGUCAUUGUUACACAUGUAAUAUUGGACUAUAUAUAUGUCAUUGUUACACAUGUAAUAUUGGACUGUAUAUAUGUCAUUGUUACACAUGUAAUAUUGGACUAUAUAUAUGUCAUUGUUACACAUGUAAUAUUGGACUAUAUAUAUGUCAUUGUUACACAUGUAAUAUUGGACUGUAUAUAUGUCAUUGUUACACAUGUAAUAUUGGACUAUAUAUAUGUCAUUGUUACACAUGUAAUAUUGGACUAUAUAUAUAUGUCAUUGUUACACAUGUAAUAUUGGACUAUAUAUAUAUGUCAUUGUUACGCAUAUCUCAUUCUAGCAGGUUUAUAAAAGGAGUUUAAUUGUUACUUUUUCAAAGUUUCAUUAAACCAAUGUGGGAUUUUGUGUUAUCAUUUAAUUAUGCUAAAAUUGUUGGAAUAAUGAAAUUUUUGUUCUGUUGUUUAAGCAGUUGCCAAAAUCAAGUUGAAAUUAUUUGUUGUUUAUUGUUUUGUACAAGGUAUGUGAUGAGAUAGAGCUGUAAUGUUAUAGGGUAGAUACAGUGUGAAAUGUUCCAGUAGGUUUGACUACUACCCUGUGACAUAAAUGGAGAAGAAAUCCUCCAAAAUUUUACUGAAAAUUAAAUAAUAACGGGUUUAUUUUAUUUUCCCAUGUUACAGAUAAAAAUGUAAACACAGUAUAUACAUCUGUCCUUAUUCAUUUUGUAAAACAUUUAUUUACCAUAGAGUGAUGUAUUAUUUGUAUAUGAUAUAAAUGACUAAUUGUGACAAAUCAAUUAAUAUAUAAAAAGAAUCAUUAUUUUGAAUGUACUAUAAAUAUAUAUAUAUAUAUAGA